Molecule: messenger RNA, 6154 nt
Organism: Scatophagus argus
Lineage: Eukaryota; Metazoa; Chordata; Actinopteri; Scatophagidae
Product: RNA-binding protein Musashi homolog 2
Exons: 15
Coding region: 183-1406 (407 amino acids)
Cellular component (GO): cytoplasm
Molecular function (GO): RNA binding
Source: RefSeq, a predicted model, not a curated record
GUGGGCCAAGGUAGAGCAUGCUGAGAGAGGGAGGAGGGAGCAGGGGGCUGAGCUGAUCCCACGUGUGACGCUUUCAUUCCCGGCUCAGUAAUAUUCUCAUAGCGGGGCUUUGCAUAUCUCCUGCCGUAUCUGUGUGUGUCUGUCACUGUGACUGUAGUCCCAGCCUAUAGUUUGAAAUAGAUAUGGAAGGAGACGGGAGUCAAGCCACAUCCGGAAGCCUAAAUGAUUCACAACAUGACCCGGGUAAAAUGUUUAUCGGUGGCCUCAGCUGGCAAACCUCACCAGACAGCCUUAGAGACUAUUUUAGUAAAUUCGGAGAAAUAAGAGAAUGUAUGGUGAUGAGAGACCCCACGACAAAACGCUCAAGAGGGUUUGGGUUUGUUACGUUUACAGAUGCUGCCAGUGUAGAUAAAGUCUUAGCUCAACAACACCAUGAAUUAGACUCAAAGACGAUUGAUCCUAAGGUUGCCUUUCCCCGUCGCGCCCAGCCUAAGAUGGUCACAAGAACAAAGAAAAUAUUUGUGGGUGGCUUGUCAGCCAAUACAGUAGUGGAAGAUGUGAAGCAGUAUUUUGAACAGUUUGGGAAGGUUGAUGAUGCCAUGCUUAUGUUUGAUAAGACUACUAACAGACAUAGAGGAUUUGGUUUCAUAACUUUUGAGAGUGAAGACAUCGUAGAGAAAGUCUGUGAAAUUCAUUUUCAUGAAAUCAAUAACAAAAUGGUAGAAUGUAAGAAGGCCCAGCCCAAGGAGGUGAUGUUCCCACCAGGUACACGAGGGCGAGCCAGGGGUCUGCCCUACACCAUGGAUGCCUUCAUGUUGGGGAUGGGCAUGCUGAGUUACCCUAAUAUUGUGGCAACAUAUGGCCGCGGAUACACUGGAUUCGCACCCAGCUACAGCUACCAGUUCCCUGGCUUCCCAGCGACAGCAUACGGACCGGUGGCAGCAGCGGCAGUAGCAGCAGCGCGAGGCUCAGGUAGGGGGGCCCGUGGAAGAGGCGGCUACUUGGCGUACCCACAGAGCACAGGGCCAGGCCUCCCCGAUUAUGGGUUUUACUCUGCGCCCAGUGACCAGAGGGGGGGGCCCUGCUCCUUUGCUGACUAUGGCUCCCUGGGGCCCCAAGCGGCUCAGAUGCUGCACAGUGAGCAUGCCACCUCCGCCUGCAACUCCCCCCUCCAGCACCUACACAGCCCGGAUCAAUUUAAGAACCCAGGCACCAACCCGUCAAGGCCCGGAGGUUUCCCUGGUGCUAACAGUCCAGGGCCUGUGGCUGACCUGUACGCACCCAGCAGCCAGGAUUCGGCUGUGGGCAACUACAUCAGUGCUACUAGCCCUCAGCCUGGCUCUGGGUUUGGCCCCAGCAUCACCGGCCCGUUGAUUGCGACAGCUUUUACAAAUGGAUACCAUUGAACAGGUGGCCGGUUGCCAUCUCAUCAGAGCAGAGUAUAUCUGGUGGCCCAAGAAAGACAGGACGAAGUUUCUAAUUGGCUUUGUGUGCAGGUGAUGCUAUCCAACUUCAAGCACUACAGCAUCACCAGGGCAAAAAGAGCGAAAGUCGGAACCAUAUGAAGAAGAAAAGAAAACGUCAGUCAUCUCAGAAAAAUAACAACUGCUGUACUAUAAUCCAAACCUCCUAUAACUUUACAACCUGGUUUGGUAUGAUGUUUCACGUCGAUUUCACUCACCUAUUUCCUUCCUCUGUUAGCUUUUGUUUUGAUUAGUUUUUAGGAAGUCUUUUUAGUUUAACCUUAAUUUUUUGUCAUCUUAUUUUAUCUUACAGUAUAUUUGUGUAAAUGGAUUUUGAUUUGAAAUUUGACGUAUGGGGGUCAUAGCCAAGAAUAUCUGCAAGUCACGUCUUCAUCUUUGUAUUGGUUAGUGUAAAGGAGAAACAAUUGGAUGUUCCAGUCUUUUCGGGGGGUGGGGGGGAAGAAGAAGAAGAAGAAGAAGAAGAAGAAGAAGAAGAAGAAGGAGUUCAGUGUGGAGAGACUAAGAGGAAAAAAAAAAUUUUAAGGAAAAUUUAAAGAGGGUAUCUAAGUAAUAAACCUUAGUAGCUGUUUUAUUUCUUGUGAUGUCUCAUUGUUAACCAUAAUUACCUAUUUUUGGGCAAUACAAAGAGGACUCCAAUAUUUUUAUGGUCCUUUUUUAUAAGUGUUGUUUUUGUUGUUUAGAAAUAUAUAUAUAUGCUAUAACAAAUUUCAUAUAACUACAUUGUGAAUUCAAACUUGAGAAAAAGAAAUGUAGCUGUACAUAUUAUUCCAGUCACUGCAUAUAACCAACUCAGUGAGAGAAUAGCAUAUUUUUGUGAUGGUGUGUCAAAAGAACAUGUUAUAGCGUGUGAAUAGAAGAAAAAGCUGUAAACAGUUAUUAUUAUACUUUUUUCUGCUGGAAGACGGUAUAAUGACCCCAGAGACAAACAGAACACACUUGCUCUGUAAAUACUGAAGCUGAAUAAUUUUACAAGUGUCAUACCAGCAAAUUUACAAACGGUGAGUAAAGUCAACACAGUUUUAAGAGAUAAAAAAAAAAAAGAAAAAAACAGCCUGGUUGGUAUCUUUUGUCUAACUGUUAAGACAUCAGUAUCAUUUCAAAGAGAGAGAGAGAGAGAGAGAGAGAAAAAAAAAAAAGACGAUUUAAUCCAAAGCACACUGUACUUAGAUGUGAAGAUUAGAACUUGAACCAGGCAUUUUACAGUGCUCUGUGCAUCCUGACACUUUUAUACUCCUGAGAGGAACUUGUUAGCUGUAUGUUAUUGUUCGUUUCAUCCUGCUUGUUCCUGAUUCAUUUUUGGAACACAAUAAUAUCUGGGCUCUGUGCUCGAGCCUUUAUGUGAUGCUUGUUCUCUGAAUCAGUUCUUUUUGAAUGAAUUAGGAAAGUAAACAUUUUGAUACCAUACCUCAGCCUUUGUGAGUUCUAUCGUGGAAUCAUUGGCAGGUUUAAUUUAUUCUAGUGGCAAAAUAACUGAUAACACUGACAGGUAAUAAAGCGAGUAAUCAUUGCACUGUGAGUAGUAAAGUACAGGCCAUUUUCCUAUUUGCACAUGUAUAUGUUGGCUUUUUAAAAACGGCCCUGUGCUUUGGGAUAGUAUGAAGGAUUUUUGGGUAAACAUAUUCUCGGCUAGACAAAGCAUUUCAAAAGUUUUGAGGUGAGUUAACAGCUUGGGAAAUAGUAACUGACAUGUUGCAGUGUGCACUUGGAUUUCUUUAUAUAUUAGACCCAUGUCUCAUCAAAAGAAACUUAAACAGGGUCGAAAUAUGACACUGAAUUAUUCACUAUCUGUGGCUGCACCAGGUUUUACACAGUAUGCGUGGUUAAUGAUUUUACUCAUGACAAACAUUUAAUGAUAAUAUGCUCCAGAGUGCAGACCGCUUCUUAAAGUCACUGAUGGACUGAAUGGUGUGUAUUCUGAACUACUUUACCUGCAGCAGGUGUAUUUUGUUGUUUUCAUUUUACCCACUUCUUGUCUCAGUUCUUUUGUUUCAAAACAACCAGGUAAAGAAAUAUGCUGGAUACUUCUAAAGUAACUGACAUGGAGGUGUGAUCAAGUAAUAAUUUAAAGAGUUAAAGAAAAAAAAACCCUUGUAAUGUUCAAAUGUAAAAGAAAAUAAGAAAUACAAAACUAUAAAAAAAAAAGAAAGAUGCUUCUUUGCUGAUUUCAAGUUUAAUCAGAGUUUUAUUGAUACUUUGUGGUUUAUAUAUUAAUAAUUGUAAUAUACUAUUAAAAUGUACUGUGCAUCCAUUGCUUUCUCUCUUUCCAUUCCCCAUCCUCAGAGAUCCUACUUCUUUUGUUGAUCAUUCAUGUAUUUCAUUAGUGUGUAAAGAAAUCACAGUUAACUUGUAAACAGAGUGCUGUCUUUGAUACCAGUGUAGUGGUCUUUGUUGUUCUCCCUUUGCUCUACCUCUCCUUUCUCUCAUAUUUAUCCCUCUCCCUCUCGCGCUCUUUUUCUAUCUCCUGUACUUACAAAGUAGAUGUUAUAUAGGACUCAUUAAUAUAAUACUUGUAGUGAAUAGUGGAUUUAGGACCAGUCAAGAUAGACCUUUCUCUAAAUGAUCAUGUUAUUCUGAGAUUUGCAGACAAUUAUUUUGAUAGAGGUUCAUUGUAAUUUAUUCCCUGUAUGUUUUCUUUUUGGUUUGGUUUUGCCACUCUCACAUGGUUUCAGCUAACCAAAGCUCUCAUGGAUGAACAAUAGAGAAACAGUUGCUGUAAGAUGGAAUUGUUCACAAGGCAUUAUUUGGAUCCCCACCCUUGAAUGUUUUAAAAGGGGUGUGCCAUACUACCUUAAAUGCUAAUGCUAGAUAUGCAAAACGUGUUUUUGAUUAUUUUUUAAUAGGGGACACAAGCUAUAAUCAUGGAAAAAGAUUUUAUGUGAAAAAAUAUUUCAUAUUUUUUUAAGAAACAUACCAAUGAUUACCAGAAGAGUCAUAUUAUCAGUCACAGUGCUGUUAAAACAACCUGUUAUAUCUUUCAAUGUUUGUACACUUUGGAAAUUUCCCAGUUGUUUUUAGAUAAUACUGUUUUUGAUCUCUUAUCUCUCUCAAAUCUUGCGUCAGUAAUUCCAAUAACUUUAGCGUUCUGGGAAUUAAUUUUCAUUUCAAUCCGUUAUCAGUGUUGUUAACACAUACUGACAUUAUCCAGGCGUUACUGUAGAAAUAAAAUAAAAAAAACUGCAAAAGACUCAACUAAACAGAAAACCUCCAGAGGAAUAUUAGCAAGUGUUGAAGAAUGAGUUGUGAAUCAAGGUUGAUUAUUAGCUGGUUAAAUUCACCUAUUGAUGUUGGAGCAGCACCCUAAAUCUGAGAUUCAUUGCAAAGCUAAAUGGGAGCAGCAAUAGAUUGUAUUAAAGCUUGAAUUGAAAUGCUCAAAACACCAUGUCAAAGCAUGUCCACGAUUCAGACCUGCUGGAUUUACACAGGCAGCUGUGUUUCAAGCAAAAACAAACCUAUUAUAAACAAGCCAAUUCAAUUUAGCAGCUCAAGCUGUGUGCACACUCCAGUCACAGAUUGAGUUAUUUUUUGAGUAUAAUUUGAAUAAAACAUAAUUUAGGUUUUAUAUCAGUUAUUUCAUUUAUUUCACCUCAUGGGGUCUUAAAAUUGAAUCUGUUAGAUUAAUAAACAACAUUAAUGUCUAUUGAUUCUUCGCGUCUGGCUGUCAGAGCACAGACAGUAUGUACAGUAAUGGCAGCUUUGUUAGUGACGCUGAUAGACAAACAAGUAUACAGUACAGGGUAUGAUUUGAAAAUAAACAAAUUACCCUGAAAGACAACUGUAGAAUAAUGAAGUAAUUGAUGCGUUAGGUAGCACAUUAAAAAAUGCUUUCGCCCCUAAAUUAUAGAAAAACAAAGGAAAGCUAAAAGCCAUUUAUUUCAAAAAUAACAAGUAUUAAUGCUUAUGUUCACAUCAUUUGCACAUUUUCAUGUCGAAAUGUCUCACCAGUAGGAAAACACUACAUAUAACAGGAAACAUUUGAGUCAUUUGACUGUACCAACUAGUUUUGGUUUAUUCUGAGCACGUUCCUCCAGUUCAUUUGCAGCAUCGUCCCUUAAGUUUAUCUCAGUAUUUAAAAAUAACAAACUAUACUUCAAACCAAAUACAAGAAGCUCAUUAGGAGUUGUAGCUGAUUCCAAUUUCACUGCCAUUUCAUCUGAAAAACAGUGCAACAAGUAUAAAAUGUUUUGUUUGUUUCACUGUUACAGUGCCUGGUGGCUUAGACUUGAAUUAAACUGAAAGAAUACAACCUGAAAUGACUCAUUUUCCCAAAAUAAGAACCGACUCUUCUGUUGUUUUGUGAUCCUGUAGCUUGGACUUUAAGGUAGCAUGGCUCUGUUGCUGUAAUUUCAUUUUAUCUCAAACUGACAGCAGUUUACAGCUGAUGAAUGUUUCACAUCUUAGUAGACUAGCUUAUCCAUUUGGGGAGAGGGGAGGGAUCUUGGUUUAAGAAAAAAAAAUAAUCAAAAAAGAAAAAAAGUCAACCUGGAAGGUGUUGACAUUUGUAGUGUACUACCGUAUCCAUUUAAACUUGAAUCUUGAGGCAAGUGCUAGGCAAUGGCCAAACAAUUUAUCCCAUCCGUUCUGGGAAAAUCGCACCCUGAAACCACAAGCACUUGUGAGAUUUCUGUCAUCUGGGAUUCAAAUCUGUUUUAUGAAUAUGAACAACCGUCGCC